Helianthus annuus (common sunflower) is the source of this 1299-nucleotide messenger RNA. Its product is annotated as probable plastid-lipid-associated protein 13, chloroplastic. The transcript has 7 exons. NCBI's taxonomy places the organism in Eukaryota, Viridiplantae, Streptophyta, Magnoliopsida, Asterales, Asteraceae. Bases 223 to 1113 code for a protein of 296 amino acids. The record is from RefSeq and is a predicted model, not a curated record.
CAUGGUAGGAGAUAUGUUGGGCAAGUACUGGUUGUACUUGUACUUACAGUUAGUAGUUUGGUACAUUUCCCCCCUUUCUAAAUCUUCACUUCAACCUUCCUGUCAGCAUAUGCUGCUAAAUCUACUCUCCCCCAACCUUCAAAUUCAUCUAACCCCUCAAUCUCUUCACAAAUUAGGGUUUACAUCUGUAUUCUAAAUUUCAAUCCCUAUAUUCUGUAAUCAAUGGCUUGUUGUUCAAUUCAAUCCAUGGUCCCUUCAAUUUCUGGCCUCUCUUCUUCGUCUUCCUUUUCUUAUCCUUCUGUAAUUGUUUUGCCUGUAAAAUGCGUCAAGAGAAUUGCUAAGAAACUUGAAGUGUGCAGAGCAAUGGUGCAGCAGACUUCGGUUCCGGGAGCAUCUGCUACUUAUGCUAAGGAGAUGGAGAGACUCUCUGCCAAAGAGUCUUUGCUUCUCGCUUUCAAAGAUGCUGGAGGGUUUGAGGCUCUAGUUACUGGAAAGACAUCAGAUAUGCAAAAAAUCGACGUGAAUGAGAGGAUAGUUGGUCUCGAGAGGCUUAAUCCAACACCUCGUCCAACAACAUCUCCAUUUUUUGAAGGUCGAUGGAACUUUGAAUGGAUUGGAUACGGAAGCCCUGGAUUAUUUGCUGCUAGACUAUUAUCAGAGAGAUUUCCUGCAACAUUGGCAAAUUUGUCUAAGAUGGAUGUGGUGAUUAAGGAUGGAUAUGCAAAGAUUACCUCAAACCUGAAGUUUCUGAAUGCGAUCGAAAACAAGCUCGUUUUAACUACAAAGUUAACAGUGGAAGGCCCGCUUAGAAUGAAGGAAGAAUAUACCGAAGGUGUGCUUGAAACUCCAACAGUUGAUGAAGAGACAAUCCCGCAACAGUUAAAAGGCUUUUUGGGUCAAGCCGCUAAUACCAUGCAACAACUUCCAGCUCCAAUUAAGGAUGCUGUUUCUGGUGGUUUUACAAUUCCCCUCAAUGGAGCUUUUGAGAGGCUGUUUAUGAUUUCUUAUCUUGAUGAAGAGAUCCUGAUUAUAAGAGACACGGCUGGGGUACCAGAAGUGCUUACACGAUUGGAUGUUGCACAACCUCCCGUUGAUCCCAUUGAAGUAAGCUGAUCGAGUUGAAACAAAUAUGUACGGCAUUUCAUUUAUUAUUUGAACAACAUAUAUAUGAGUAAUGUUAAAUCAUGGGAAGCACAUGAAAUAAUAUCAGUGGUUUCUAAUUUGGUACAACUAACAAUGAUCAUGAAAAAUGGUCACUGAAUGAUAUCUUCAAGGCAACGCCACUCGAAUAUUCGGUAA